This is a messenger RNA of Aspergillus tanneri, 525 nucleotides long. RefSeq lists its product as uncharacterized. The transcript is spliced from 2 exons. Lineage: Eukaryota; Fungi; Ascomycota; Eurotiomycetes; Eurotiales; Aspergillaceae. The record is from RefSeq and is a predicted model, not a curated record. The coding region runs from base 1 to 525 and encodes 174 amino acids.
AUGCCCCCCCUGCACGAGUCUAUUAUUCGCCUUCCAGCCCAGUUGGCGUUAAAGGGUUUACAGGUACGAGGACUGGGAAUAUUGGCUUGUGAAAGUACGAGCCUUCGGCUUAAUCUUAGCCCUGAAGCCAAAUCCCUCGUGGAUAUUUGCCAGGCUCUCCGGAAAAGCAGAUUCCGCAGUGUGGACAUAAGUCGCCUGUCAGAGAACAAACUCCUCCAUGAGUACGCUGAAUUUUUUCUGGAAAAACUUUCGUAUGAUGGGCUUCUUAUGCUGUCUCUCCUUACUUGGCACUUUGACGCGUCACUUCAUAACUUUUCGACAGCGGCCCUGCCUCCUCGAGAACUUCUGAAAUUUUUCUCUCGACCAACAGUGAAUAUUAAGCAACUGUGCGAGAUUCUCUGGGGCCGAUACAUUCUAUUGUCGGAGCAGGAGUUGACGCUAGGGGAUUUUAAAGCCAAAUUCAAGAGGCUUGUGGUUUUUCUUGAGCAUGGAUUUGGCUUAUACUUUUUGGGAUUUUCUCAGUAG